AUGCGAGACGGCUCUAUACCGGGGCCCAGCGCUGGCUCAAAUGAGCACGACAAGAAUUUUGAAGAUGGCAGCUAUGAGGAACUCGCAGCGCUAAGAUCUCUUCUCCACUUUCCUGAAGAAGUCGCUCUACGGCUUACUGAUACUGAAUAUAAAUUAUUUUAUCAGGUACCACCUAUAGAUUACCUACGUCAAGUGACACUGAAUCUGGGAGGCGAGGGAGUACUGGGCGCGGUGAGCGAACGUCAAAUGAUACGACGCGCACCCCCCACACACACACCGCAAGCACGGAGCACUGUCAGGACUCUCAUCAGGAGGUUUGACGAGGUAUCAGCGUGGGUGACGGAGUUGAUGCUCUCCGCGCUUCCAGAAGAGAGGAAGGCGACACUCGCCUGCGUGCUGCGAAUUGCCCUCACCUGCUGGAACAUUGGCAACUUCAACGGCGCUAUGGAGAUUGUCGCUGGACUUAAGUCUAAGAAGCUGAAGGCAUUCUGGUUCACGGUAUCCGAUGAGCCACUUCCAAUUCUCGACUUCCUCUCCGCAGCACUGCUUUCUGCGGAAUACGAGCGAGCCCUGGGCCGAGCACUAGCUAUGCCUGAAUGUAGAGUCAUACCAUUUUUUGGAGCUUUCCUUAGGAAAUUAAGAGAAAUUCUAGCUACGACGCCAUCUUUGACCAGCACUCAUUCUGUUACAUCAACACCUACUCCAACACAUAGAAGAGAUUUCAAAAGAGAAUCACUAAAAGAAGAAAGAAAAGAUAGCAGAAGGGAAAGUAAGAGAAAUGAUCAGAGUACCACAACAAGUCCAAUAGGAAGCAGUGGUAAACGGGACCCGAGACUUACCGAGAGCGACAGACAAGUGUACAUAGCAUCAUUCGAUGAGGAAGGUGAACAGGAACCGGGUUGGAGACGCGUCGGUCCCGAAGGUCUAGUCAACUUGGAGAAAGUCUACCGGACGCAGGCGGUAAUGGAUCACAUUGCGAGCAUACACCAGCACAGAUACGCACUCGCCAGGACCACGCAGCCGGUCUUCGGGGAUUACUUAAGAACAGCAAUCGCCACAUGCGAGGAGCCAGUCUUCGCACCCUCACAGAAGACCAACGGGGGAGAAUUUGAAAACGAGGCUCUGUACGAGCUGGAAGGGGGCGGAUAUUGUCCCGUGCAACCGCUGCCUCACGACCACGGCGUCACCAUGUUCCCCCUCGCGCCUCAGAACGGAGAAAGGAUGGACAGACAUGUGCUACAGAUUAUGCAUCACGGCACCUCUUGUGUGGUAGGAGAGGCGGAAUGGAACGGGACAUUUGCACAUCUCAGAUUAGAACGAGCUUGUGCUUUAUUGACCUGGUGUAGGACAGCACAUAGACCACAAUCACAACAUGGUGAAACCCCAUCAGAGAACAUACAGCAACCAGAAAUAAAUCUCUCUUACAACCCUGAAGAAGUUAUACCCAUCAAAUACACAGCGCAUCUCGCUCAUGAGAACGAAGCUGGAAUUGUUGGGGAUGAGGGUUUCAUAGACCUGCAGUGCGUCAAAGACAUGCGGUUGGGCGGGAAACUAUUAGAGCCGAGAGAUGUCGCUGAUUUAAUAUCCUGUGGAAAGAGACAUGGAUUAGAUGAUUGCGGAAAUUCACGGAUAAUUACUUUAGUGUAUGGAAGAACUUUGAGCGAUAACAGAAUUGUGCAUUUCUUAUUACCGAAUUAUUCAUAUAGGGUAUGGGCAGUGGGUCUUCACGCAGUGAUCAGAGCGCUGAUGACGCAGACCAAGCUUGCAGACCGGAGCCUCGCCUGGCUGAAGAAUAAGUACACCGCAUUGUAUUAUGAAGAUAAUUGUUGCUGUGAACCUGUUGUAUCUGACGCUAUAAGGGUAUUUGGUGGUAGAGAAUCUGCGUGUGCUGUGUCAUCCCACUCAACACCAGUUAGGGGAGCAUACAAUGACUCACAUUCCGACUCACUAAGAACUUCUGCGAUCAAAUUCAAGAAAAACAAAUCAACAUCUGAAUUGAAGAGUUCACCUAAGAAUUAUGGCGCGUUUUCUGGCCUCAGAGAAGACGAUAUUCCUCAGGGAUCACCUAGACACAGUUCUUACUCAGCGGCAGCUGGUCACCACCAGCAUUGUGCACCUCGACACAGCAGUCUUACCACUGCUGCUACCACCAUCAUGUCAGGCUCACCCAAUAGGAGCAGUCUACGAAGACUAGAAACCAGUGAGAGAUUUUGGGAGCAUCUGAAGAAUUUACGGACCGGUUCAGUUAAUUACGACACACAAUUAGACUUUAUUGAUUUCGUCGCAUUAUUCAGAAGUUUUAGUUUAGUAAUGCGAUCUGAAUUACGAGACGUAUUCGAACAGUUAGCAGUCCCACGGCCACGUUGCCCACUGCUUGGCGCUGAGAAGAGCCGGAGUUCACCGGAGCUGUUCCGCAGCAAAACUGCUUUCAGAACAGGCCUACUAACAAGAAACGGAUCUUUAGACCUUGACCCGCCGAGUGAUAAAGCCAGCAGGAAGAAAGAUUUUGAUCUGUUAGCAGCUGCAGCACUACCAGGUUAGUUUGAAACAUGUCCAGAUGUGAGCGGUCGCGUCCUCUCUCUACCGACAUUGGGAAAGUUCUGCGAGACACGACAGAACGAGCCGAAGAACGAACAGCAACUGAAAGAUAUUAUACAAAGACAUGAACCAGACCCAUCUUUAAGAGCUGAAAAUUGUCUAUCAUUCGUGGGUUUCGUCCGAUUUCUGACUGACAAAGAUAAUUACGCGUUCGUUCCUGAACAGAGAAGGCAGCAAGUCAACAGCUAUUUUGGGAAACCAGCUCAAGAAGAGGAAGAGAGGAGCAGAUCAAUAUCAAGACAAAUGGAGGGACCUUUGAGUCAGUAUUACAUAGCAAGCAGUCACAACACAUAUUUGACUGGACAUCAACUUAAAGGAGAGUCUUCUGUGGAACUAUACAGCCAAGUGUUGCUAACAGGCUGCAGAUGUGUAGAACUGGACUGCUGGGACGGAGACGAUGGCAGUCCUGUUAUCUAUCACGGGCAUACCUUCACCACUAAAAUACCUUUCAGAAGAGUAGUGGAAACUAUUGCCAGGAGCGCGUUCGUUACAUCUCCGUAUCCUUUGAUAUUAAGUAUCGAGAACCAUUGCAGUUUACCACAGCAGCAAGUCAUGGCCAGUACAUUUGAGGCAGUGUUCGGAGAGCAGCUGGUGACGUCAUUUCUAUUUGAAGUCGACUACACGGAUGAACCGAGGUUACCCAGCCCAGAACAACUCAAAUAUAAGGUGCUGAUAAAAAACAAGAAGCUUCUACCAAUAGAAUCAAGUCCUACAAUCGGAUUGACGGGCGCCAGUUCUGCGCAAGGAUAUGGAGGUGUUCUGGCCACGGCUUUCAGGUCUAAUGGCAUCCGUCAUACUAGCGCCUCCCUUCCGGAACAGAGCAACCGCACGAGUUCUAUAAUGUCCAACCAAUCAGCAGGCAGUUCUCUCACUGAGUACUUCUCUGAUGAAGAUUAUGAUGAAGACGAUGAAGAUAUUGAUGAAAAGGAACUCCACAAGAUUCUAAAUUCAAUGGAAGAGAAAGUUGGCCGAACGUCUCUCUCGUUCUACCAGAGCUUACGUAGGAGUGAGGGGGACGGUGAUACUGGAGGGAGUAUCAAGCAUGCCAAUAGAAAGAGGAGCAAUCAAAUAGCAAGAGAACUCAGUGACAUGGUCACUUAUGUACAGGCGAUAAAAUUCCGCGGUUUAAACCCAUUGUCACCGCGUAGUUCAGUAAAGCACGUGGGAGGUGUGGGGGCCGCGGGUCGACACGUGACCGACACCAGCGCCCCCGCUAGCAGCUUUGAGUCCUCAGAGAGCAGCGAGAGUACUGCCACGCAAAUAGCUCAAUCCCAGUCGGCGACGCCGCGCGCACGCUGUCUCAACGCCCCCGCAGUGCACCAUCCUUGCUACCGCUGCUCCUCCAUCAACGAGGCCAUGGGUAGGAAGAUCUGCAGGAAACAUCCGCUUGCGUUGAUAGCACAUACGGAGACGCAGCUCGUCAGGACUUAUCCCGCCGGCCUAAGAAUAGACUCCUCAAACUUCGACCCGGUGACAUUCUGGUCUUGCGGUGUGCAGCUGGUGGCACUUAACUACCAAACUGAGGACGCGGCGAUGGCUGUCAACGCGGCCAUGUUUGAAGGACACGGCUGCGCGGGAUUUGUACGCAAGCCGCGCGUCAUGUGGGACCCAGGACACAUUGCAUAUAGGAGAUUCAAUCCAAUGGAUAAAGAGUUUGAUGGCAUCCACGCAGCCCAUCUCACUCUAGCGGUUAUCUCCGGCCAGUAUGUAGCUGAGAAUGUGUACUCUUUCUACAAUGCGUUCGUCGAAGUCGAAGUACUGGGUGUACCAGCUGACUGCAAGAAGAUAAGAACCAAAGUGGCGAGAAGAAAUGCUCUUAAUCCAGUCUGGAAUGAGACGUUUAAUUUCAAGAUAAACUUCCCGGAGCUGGCAUUUGUUAGAUUCGAGAUCUACGACGCGGACACCAACUACAUGUUGUCUCAGCGAGUCAUUCCCCUCCAUUGCCUCCGGCCAGGGUACAGACAUGUCAGGUUACGGUCACCAACGAACCAGCCAUUAAACAUGGCGUCCCUGCUGAUCUUCUCGCGCUGCAGCGAGGAGUCUGCGGGCGAGAGUUGGCGCGGGGAUGCCGAGCCUGGUUCACCACGUCAGCGCAGACGGAUACACUUCUUGGUUGUGUACGCGGUGGCACGUCACGAGCCUUACUCUAUACUUAAAGUGACGCAAGAUACCACGGCUAAUGAGGCGAUAGCACAGUGCCUUACAAAAGGCGGUGUAUGCCGCUCAGCACGAGGCAGCUAUGUCCUAGUCGAGGAAGUGGCAUCCCGGGCGCCGACGCAGCGCGUGCUGGGCCCGCACGAGCGAGUGCUGAGAGCGGCCACAGCUCGGCCAGCGGCUCGACUGCUGCUGAAGAGGGUGGGAGAUGAUCCCAGCAGUAGAGCAUGGUUGACUAGUAUACGGUCAGCGUCUACUGAUAGGCCACAGGAACGCUCGGUGCCUUCAGACGAGGAGUCCAGUACACAGGAAGAGGAACCUCGUCGACCUGACAGCUUCCUUGUCUGCGUGCACAACGUCUCACAUGAGAUACCCUACGCCAUACUUAAGGUACCCCUGAGUGCUACUGCUUCAUACGUGGUGUACCAGGCGUUGACUAAAGCGAGAUGUCACGACGAUCCUAAGAGGUUCGUACUGGUAGAGGAGUUGGAAUGGGGCGGUCGAGCUGGUGCUGGUCCACAACAACGCCCUCUAGCUGAUGAUGAAGUGGUGUACGCCGCUCAGGCUAGCUGGAAGACGCUGGGCAGGUUCGUGUUGCAGGAGAAAGGCAGCAGCGCGCCGUUGCCGCGACAUCGCGCCGCCAUCGCGCGGAUACAACGCGGAUUGAGCAUCACUAGGGGAGCUAUCACUGGUACGUCGACAUUUCCUCUGGGCUUAAUUUCAAGUGACAACACAGUCAAUGAAGGCAAAAUGCCUGUCACUACUGCAUACAGCGACCCCAUACAUUGCAGAAGAGUAUCAUCAUCACCGUUGGGUAAAGGUAUCGCUCGGGCAAAGGGUCACUCUGAUAAAGACAUUCGCUCCUUCAUUAGCCGAAGAUCAUCAAGAGAGGUACACUCUGAGGGCGAAGCGGGGCCCGGUGUGGGCGCAGGGGGCGCAGGCUCGCUGGGCGCGGAGGCGCUGGCGGCUCAGAUGGCGCGCUUCAAGAGACUCUCUUUGCGGAAACUGCGAGCGUGGCGAUCCUGAGUGUGGCAGGUAAUACGUCGUCUCGGCACCAGUCUGGCGAACCAUCGGGCCUCACUCUCCUCCGAGUUGGGCUCGCUUUGG
Messenger RNA from Papilio machaon (common yellow swallowtail), 5859 nucleotides. Its product is annotated as 1-phosphatidylinositol 4,5-bisphosphate phosphodiesterase epsilon-1. The transcript has 43 exons. Gene Ontology annotation, biological process: lipid metabolic process; small GTPase-mediated signal transduction; phosphatidylinositol-mediated signaling. Lineage: Eukaryota; Metazoa; Arthropoda; Insecta; Lepidoptera; Papilionidae. Gene Ontology annotation, molecular function: phosphatidylinositol-4,5-bisphosphate phospholipase C activity; guanyl-nucleotide exchange factor activity. The record is from RefSeq and is a predicted model, not a curated record.